GUUGUUACUCUUCCCACUUUAUCCCCAAACAGGCUCGAUCCCCCGUUUGUCUUGCGUCUCCUCUCCUCGCCUCUUGUCUUCGUCUUACUACCGCCACUACUCCUCUUUCUCUUUGGCAAUAUAUCGUUACUUCAGACAUCUACGCAGACAGUCUGUUCUCCACCCUUCUAACAUCUCGAAUGCGAGACAACUAUCACGCCUUCGGUACCUGGAUCGUCGCUUAACAUUAGGGAGUACUAUAUACAGAUAUCAUCCCGACCCUGCACUUGUUUGGCGUUAACCACAACUUCGAGGCAAGCAUCAAUUAUCGGCGGCAGAUGCGUUAAGAGCAUCCAGCCAAAAUGCCUGGAAUUCUCCCUAUGAAAGUGAUCAAGGUCGGCAACGGCUCGCAAAGUCGUAUAGCCCAGGCCUGCGAUCGGUGCAGAAGCAAAAAGAUUCGCUGCGAUGGAAUUCGGCCGUGUUGUACACAGUGCGCAAAUGUCGGUUUCGAGUGCAAGACAAGCGACAAGCUUAGCCGUCGAGCGUUUCCUCGAGGAUACACGGAAUCAUUGGAGGAACGAGUGCGGACCUUGGAGGCGGAAGUGAGGGAUUUGAAGAAUCUGUUGGACGAGAAGGACGAGAAGAUCGAUGUGCUGUCACGUAUACACUCUUUUUCGCCAGCUUCGCAGCAAAGGGUUCAGGCUGCGUCUCAAUCACCGUCCUCUACUGAAUCUGCUCGCCCCAAGCUGUCCGAGGCUGCCGAAGAAGCCAUUCAGAUCCCGGAAGUACAAUCUUCGACUGAGCCACUUGAUAGUCUGUGUCUCGGUCUUUCGAGUGCUCGCGGAUUUUUAGAUGUUUUCGCAAAAGAGCUCAAAGAGCAGGGACGGCCUCUUUCUGGCAUUUCAACUGAGGCUUUGACGGCCUCGCCUCCGGCUAUCUCUCAUGCUCGCAUUGACCAAGCCAUUAAAACCGCCCCACGACUUGUCUCUGACCAGCUCAUCAACAUCUUCUUCCAAGAAUGGGCGCCUCUAUACCCCGUCGUCCAUCGCCCGACCAUACUCAAAGCUUAUGAAAAGUAUCUAUCGAACACAGAGUCUCUGCAGGGCAGUACUCAUGACAUGGUGCAACUAAACCUGAUUUUCGGGAUUGCUGCUCUUGCUUCUACUUCACGAACCAACCAGGAUCCCACCUUCUUCGAAGACAACUGGUCGUCAACCCUCGAAUCUCUGUCGAACAGCAUUUCUAUCUCGACAUUGCAGUGCUACGUCCUUGCUCAGAUGUAUUGCAUGACCAAGGGGGACUACACAGGUCUUCUCCGCUAUCGCGGCCUCGCCGUUGGCCUUUGCCAUCAACUAAGGCUCCACCAGAGCCAGAAGCGAUUCUCUUCCAACCCGCUCGUUGCUGAGACUCGUAAGAAGGUGUUUUGGUGUCAAUACGUCCUUGACCGUCUUACCGCUGCUUUGACUGGACUGCCAGUCCUCCUACGCGAAGAGGAUGUCCGUACUGAAUACCCCGAGGACGUUGACGAUGAGAAUGUCACGGAGACCGACUUCUUGCCGACUUUGCCGGGGGAGACGACUCGCAUUUCGAGCGCUCUUGCACUAUUCGGAGCAUCUCGAGUUCUGAACAAGGCUCUGGAGUAUAUUUUCCCUUCGGACGGUGGUUAUGAGGUAUUGGUGUCGAAGAUGCGCUCGGUUGCCGAGCAAUUGGACGCAUGGGUAAAGACACUGCCUGCUCACCUGCGCCUCGAAUUCUCUCAGGACAAACCAAGUACAAACAUCACAAGCAGCCGAUCACCCCUUCUGUCUCUGGUUUAUUACUAUAUCCGUUCUCUCAUUCAUCGCCCUGCUGUCUGCUUUGGCGAAGAGCAUAUUCGGUCUCCAUCAAUUCUGGCUACUUUUGACUCGUGCAAGCAUAUUAUUCAGAUUCUCCAGCUGCUUGACGAAAGACGUCUUUGUCUCUCGAUCAGUAUCAACCGGAAAGAGCUGGUGUUCACGUCUGGUUUGGGGCUUCUGUGGCAAAACACGGGGCUCAAACGCGAAAGCAAGCUCCUCAAGGAGUGCCAGAAGUUGCUUACCGCGGUUAUUGACCAACUCGAGCCCGAGUCGGCUCGAGCAGCAGCAGAGUUCAGCUCGGUAGCCAGCCUGUUGGUUUCCUUCGACAAUGACAAGCGCGGGACCUCCGUCAAGAACCAGUCCAUGUCCCCACCUGCACAGAAGCCGCUUAAGUCACCCAAGAAGCAGCUGCAGUCUGUGAAAUCACGGUCGGCUAGCGAUGAGGUGCCAAAUCAGCCGACCGAAUCGCUGUCGCGCAGAGCGACCAUUUCGGGCACCAGUAUUGGUGCCCCUCACCGUCAUCUUCGAUCUCCCAGUCGGGCUAGCUUGCCAUCUGAGAACUAUGCCGCUCCGCAACAGUCCAUGAACAGGGCUUACUACGCUUCGCCAUCUAUGACACAUGAGCACGCACAGACCAUGUCGAGCUCGGCUCCCUCGAAUGCCGCCGCGGGUCCGAUGAGUAUGGCUGACUGGGAAUUUGUUCUGAGCGACAUGGAUCACGGCUAUUCGAACAUAUUUACCGGCAUCUACGGGGGCAAAGAAUGUGGUGAGGACAGUGGUCCAUUUGCUUCUUUGACUGCGGGCUACGUUCCAGCGGAUCAAAGUCCCAUGCCGCCGUCUGCGUCAACCAAGGAUGUCCCGGGUCUGUCACCUGAAGCAUGGUCGGCGAGCAGCAACAGCGACAUGUUGCCGAACCAUGAGAUCAACCCCGCGCCGCAGAGCGUCCUCAGUUUCUCCGACGAGAGCAUGAGUGCCGAGGAUAGGUUGCCGUACCAUGAUUUGCAGCUGCCUCUGGACGAUUUGGACCCAUUCCGGGGCAUCAUGAUCCCGGCAGUGGACGACGAGAUUGAUGAAUUUGGAAUGACUCACGGUUGGGACCGACGGCUGGCCGUCUGAGACUUGUUAUGCUUUUGACAUGAAGGAUUUUAUAUAAACUGGGCGCGCUCAGGGAGGCGAUAUUUUUUCUUAGUCUUUCUUUUCGCCAUGAUACCUAUUGUCUCUGGAGUCUUGUGGUUUGUGAGUCUCUUGAGCAGACACCUUUCUCGUCAUCUAAGUCUAUCUUGAACUGUUUUUGGUGUAAGGGUCAUAUUUUACCAUAUAUAUAUAUAUAUAUGUUAUUUAUAUUAGUCCUUCCUCAAAUCAAUGAUGCUGUAUAUGCAUCCUGCGCCUUUCCAUCAUCAUAUGCAUCACACUCUUCAUCUCACAAGUCAUGCAUACUUGGAGGAAUGCUCG
Messenger RNA from Aspergillus novofumigatus IBT 16806, 3266 nucleotides. It is a transcript of the gene facB, whose product is annotated as C6 transcription factor FacB/Cat8. Bases 342 to 2930 code for a protein of 862 amino acids. Gene Ontology annotation, molecular function: zinc ion binding; DNA binding; DNA-binding transcription factor activity, RNA polymerase II-specific. Gene Ontology annotation, biological process: regulation of DNA-templated transcription; DNA-templated transcription. Lineage: Eukaryota; Fungi; Ascomycota; Eurotiomycetes; Eurotiales; Aspergillaceae. The transcript has 5 exons. The record is from RefSeq and is a predicted model, not a curated record.